Danaus plexippus (monarch butterfly) is the source of this 2303-nucleotide messenger RNA. RefSeq names its product UDP-glucosyltransferase 2-like. Lineage: Eukaryota; Metazoa; Arthropoda; Insecta; Lepidoptera; Nymphalidae. The transcript is spliced from 4 exons. The record is from RefSeq and is a predicted model, not a curated record. Gene Ontology annotation, molecular function: UDP-glycosyltransferase activity. The coding region runs from base 108 to 1610 and encodes 500 amino acids.
AUCAUACUGGUUAGUUUUAUCAGUGCAUUCACUAAAAUAAACCGUGUAAUAUGUGACAAAUAAUAAUUAAUUGAUUAUAAUUUCAACCCACACUAUAAUUUUAAAAAAUGAAGGUGUUGCAAGUGCUUCAUAUUUUGGUUUUUGUCGGGAUAUGUGAAUCGGCUAGAAUAUUAGCUGUAUUUCCGCUUCCUUCAUAUAGCCAUCAAGCCGCGUUUCGACCAUACACGCAAGAAUUAGCAAAACGUGGGCACAAAGUUACCGUCAUAACGACACACCCAGCUUUUUCUAAGAAAGAAUUACCUGAUAAUCUUACAGAAAUAGAUAUAAGUGGACCAGGUGAAGAAGUGAGAACAGAUAUUUUUUUGAAAUUAGAUAAAGCAAAUAGCUUAUUAGAACAACAAGCAAUAGGUAUUAAAUUCUUAAACGUAUUAAUGAAAAAAUGUUUAGAUUCUGGUUUACUAGAUCAGUAUUUAAACAAUAAGGUGCAUAAAUUCGAUUUAGUUGUAGUGGAAGCUACAGCGACACAAGCAUUAGUAUUUUCGCAUGUUUUUAAUGCACCUGCUAUUCAAAUCAGUUCAUUUGGUGGAAACUAUGGGACGUUUGAAGCAGUAGGAGCUUCAUCUCACCCUUUGAUAUACCCAUCAGCAGCAAGGCAAAGAUUUCAAGGUCUUACAAUAUGGAAUAGAUUGUUGGAGUAUUUUUCUCAUUACUACCUUAUGUGGACGUAUUACGAAUCUGAAAAGUACGACGAUAUUUUGCUUAAGGAAUACUUUGGUCCUGAUACCCCAGUAAUGGCCAAGCUAAAACAUAAUAUUGCUCUAGUAUUACUAAACAUACAUCAUGUUUGGGAUGCUAAUCGGCCUGUUCCACCCAAUGUGGUGUACCUCGGCGAAUUGAAUCAAAAUAAAAGAAAAGAGUUACCAAAGGAAUUGAAAGAGUAUCUAGAUUCAUCGAAAAAUGGAGUAAUAUAUGUGAGUUUUGGGACAAAUGUCAAUAGAGGUAUACUCACACCUGAAAAAUUAAAAAUUAUGAUAAAAGUAUUUCAUGGUCUACCGUAUGACAUUUUAAUGAAGAGUGACAACACAACUGAUAUGAAUUCAUCAAAAAAUAUCAGAAUGUUUAAUUGGAUUCCUCAAACUGAUGUGCUACAUCAUCCUAAACUUAAAUUAUUCAUCACUCAAGGCGGCCUGCACUCAUCGCAAGAAGCUAUAGAUGCUGGAGUGCCUCUGAUCGGCAUUCCAAUGAUGUGGGACCAGUGGCUUAAUGUAGAUAGAUAUGUUAAAUUUAAUAUAGGACUUCAAUUAGAUAUAAAUACACUCAACGAAGAAACGACGAGAAAAGCUAUAGAAACAAUUCUAAACAACGAAAGCUAUAAAAAUAAUAUAUUGAAAUUCCGUAAUUUCUUAUAUGAUCAACCUCAAAAACCGUUGGAAAAGGCUAUUUGGUGGACGGAAUAUGUUUUAAAAUAUGGCGGAGAACAUUUGCGUACCCCAGCGGCAACAAUAGAAUGGUCAGAAUAUUACGAAAUUGAGAUAAUAAUUUCUAUUGCAUUGACGAUCUUGUGUGUUGUGUUUGCUAGUGUUUUUGUAGUAAAGAGAUUCAUAAGUUGAGGUGAUAACUUCAGCAUUUAAUUUCUAAUUACCAUUGACAAAAGAAAAAUAUAUGCGACAAAAAGCUUAAAAUGUAAUCGUAUUCUCAGUUCAAAUUGUAAUAUUGCUGUUAAAUUUGAAGUCAAAUCCAAUAAACUUUCAUAAAUUACUCUUUUAAAAUGUACUUAAUUAAAUAUUUCAACAUUUUUAAAAGUGGCAAAUAAUUCUGAUUACUUUUUUAUGGUUACUUUCUUCUAUUGGUGCUUUUCUUGUCAUUGCUUGAACUACGAUGGCUGGCUUAAAAUAAAAUUUUUAUUGUAACCCGUAAUAUAAAUUUAAAAAAAUCCUUAUUGCAUUAAAAAAGUUGUAUUUUACUUUACUGAGUAGAGUAAGAAUUUAUUUGUGUGUCUUCAAUAAAGUACAAAAGACUGUAGAAUUAAAAAAAAUAUCAGUGGUUUAGUUUUUAAUCUACUACGAGUGAAAACUUAUGCAAAAUAUUUUGUUAUGUAUAUAUAGAACUAUAGUUUUUAAUAAAUAAUUUAAAAUAUUUUUUUUACCUUUUUUCCCAUAUUUUUCCAAAUUAAUUCAAAUAAUAUUACAACAAAGAAAUUAAUGCGUUCAUUUUUCAAAUGUAAAGUAAGUGCACUAAAAUUUAUUCAAGUCACAAAAAUAUAUUAAUUAUGGAAUAUUAAUAUAUAUAUUUACGGAAAAAUU